Messenger RNA from Sipha flava (yellow sugarcane aphid), 604 nucleotides. RefSeq lists its product as uncharacterized. The transcript is spliced from 2 exons. The record is from RefSeq and is a predicted model, not a curated record. NCBI's taxonomy places the organism in Eukaryota, Metazoa, Arthropoda, Insecta, Hemiptera, Aphididae. The coding region runs from base 152 to 604 and encodes 150 amino acids.
CAUUUAUGACUAUAUUUAGAUUGUAUUUCCUAGAAACAUAUGAGCGUCGAUCGUCGACCAUCAUUUACGAUUUAACUGUAAACAGUGUAACAAUUGGCACGUAGUACGUAGAUAGGUACACAUUAUUUGAUAUUUCAUACUUGUUACGAAAAUGUCACAAAAAUGUGCUAGUGGAGCCGUUAAGCGAAAGCUUAAAAAAGAAAAAGAAGAAAAUAUGAAAAUAUUACUAAAUAAGGUCCCUAAAUUAACUUCUUUUUUUUCGAAAUCUGGUUUUGAAAUGAACGAAUCAUGUGCACAUAAUCUUCAAUCCGUUCAACUGAACAUAAAUCCUGGGCAAAACUUGGGCAAUGAUUCGCAUCCCGGAGAAACUUCUAAUGCUUAUGUAAAAACAUGCAUUCAAAAUAUAGAAAAUGAAAAUUUGUUAAAUAAUAUUAAUAAACCAACUACGGCGAUUAAUUCUGAAACCUCCACACCAUCUACUACUGUUACACAUAUAACUGAUGUUAAUAGUUGGUCAUCCAAUCCAGCUUUAUGGCCCAACAAAAAAAAUCAAGCUGUACAAUACUGGAUACAUAGAAGUAGAUUACUCCCAACCAAAAUUUAA